Molecule: messenger RNA, 1515 nt
Organism: Arthroderma uncinatum
Lineage: Eukaryota; Fungi; Ascomycota; Eurotiomycetes; Onygenales; Arthrodermataceae
Product: mannitol dehydrogenase
Exons: 3
Coding region: 1-1515 (504 amino acids)
Biological process (GO): mannitol catabolic process
Cellular component (GO): cytosol
Molecular function (GO): mannitol-1-phosphate 5-dehydrogenase activity
Source: RefSeq, a predicted model, not a curated record
AUGGUCGCUGGACAUCUCUUAUCUCCAUCUCGAGAUAUACAACUGGCCGACGACGACGCUGCUGCUCUGAUUCGAGAUGAUGACGCAGGCCAAGGGUUCGCGUGUACCACCGUCAAGCUGGCGUCCUCCGCUUCCCCCAACUUCCUUUCCUAUUUCUUCUCCUCCCUCCUCGCCCUUCCUACAACAUCUCUCACCUCGCUGCUCAAGACCAUCGCCGCCGCGCUCUCGUCCGCCAUCUCGCUCUUCCACGCCUCGCCGUCGACCAGAUCCGUCCUCGCAAAGCACAAGAUACCCGCCUCCACGCUCCCCUCGACCUCCAGCAAGAUGUCGCCCAAGAAAGCUAUCCAUUUCGGCGGCGGCAACAUCGGCCGUGGCUUCGUGGCCGAGUUCCUGCACGAGUCGGACUACGAAGUCGUCUUCAUCGACGUCAUGGACCAGAUCAUCGACAAGCUGCAGGAGACCAAGUCCUACACUGUCACCGAGAUCAGCUCUGCCGGCGAGACCGUCAAGACCAUCUCCAACUACCGCGCCAUCAACUCGAAACACAACCUCGACGAUGUCAUCCGUGAAAUCUCAUCCGCUGACGUCGUCACCUGUGCCGUCGGACCCAACAUCCUCAAGUUCAUCGCCUCGCCGAUCGCCAAGGGCAUCGAUGCUCGAACCGUCGAACGCCCGCUCGCCGUCAUCGCGUGUGAAAACGCCAUUGGAGCAACCGACACCCUCGCCGCGUUCAUCAAGGAACACACCGCCGAGGACCGUCUCAAGACCCUGUCGGACCGUGCUCGCUUCGCCAACUCGGCCAUCGACCGUAUCGUGCCCACCCAGGACCCCAACGCUGGUCUGAACGUCAAGAUCGAGAAGUUCUACGAAUGGGCCGUCGAGCAGACUCCCUUCGGAAACUGGGGCCACCCGGACAUCAAGGCCAUCCAUUGGGUCGACCAUCUCGAGCCCUACAUCGAGCGCAAGCUCUACACCGUCAACACCGGCCAUGCCACCGCUGCAUACUACGGGUAUAACGCAAAGAAGAAGACAAUCUACGACGCCCUCUCCGACGCACGCAUCAGGAAGAUGGUCGACGAUGCCCUCAGCGAGACUUCACGCCUCAUCGUCGACAAGCACGGCAUUCCGGAGGAAGAGCAGCGUGCAUACGUCAGUGCCAUCAUCGAACGUAUCUCCAACCCUUACCUCGAGGACGUCGUCGAGCGUGUUGGCCGUGCUCCCGUCCGUAAGCUGGGCAGGAAAGAACGCUUCAUUGGGCCGGCCGCUCAGUUGGCUGAGCGAGGUCAGAAGAUCGAUGCUCUCGUGGGUGCCAUCGAGCAGGCUUUGCGCUUCCAGAACGUCUCCGGGGACGACGAGAGUGUUGAGUUGGCCAAGAUCCUGAGGGAGGAGGACUGUGAUUCCGCCACCACCAAGCUGACUGGUCUCGAGCCAAACCACCCUCUGUACGACCGUGUUGUCGAGAAGGUCAGGAAGGUCCAGAAUGAGUCUAGAGAAAUGAUGCCAUCUGUUUUGUAA